Messenger RNA from Eimeria mitis, 438 nucleotides. RefSeq lists its product as uncharacterized. The transcript has 3 exons. The record is from RefSeq and is a predicted model, not a curated record. Lineage: Eukaryota; Apicomplexa; Conoidasida; Eucoccidiorida; Eimeriidae. Bases 1 to 438 code for a protein of 145 amino acids.
AUGGUAAAGAGGGUGCUGAAACAUGAAAUUGCUUCUUGGGUAGAGAUCCAGGAGCAGAUGCUGGCCGAGAGGGUCCUUGUCGCAAACCGAGCAGCGACUUGGUACGAGUAUAAGACUGGCAAGUUCAGACGAGAAGUCGAGGGGCGUGGCGAGCUGAUCAGAGAAGGCUGGGUGCCGAGUAGCAAACAGGGCAAGAGGCAAACGCACAUCAAGGGAUGGAAGUCAAAACAAACGAAGAGCGCUGAGGGUGAGAAAGUGCAGGAAUUUGAGGGAUGGAACAGUGUGAAACUAGAGGGCUUGCCGGUAAGGGCGACAAGUUGUGACGUGGAACAGCUGCAGGCACCCAAGGGGGAGGCGCUGAGUGUUAGCUACUCGAAAGGUACACAGAAGGAGCAACCGGGGCAGCAAGAAGGCUACAGGAGCACCAGAGAAGCUUAA